AAAAAAAAGUGAUUGGGGAGAACAACCUCGCGCGCGCAACACAGGGCUCCAGAAAAUACGCGCGCGCGCGCGCGCACGGGCACAUUCGCGCACACACACACACAAACACACACACACACUGACACUCUUUGGAACCCGAGCGCCUCCAUGGAUAAAAACUAGCUUUUGAAACGACGAAGAAAGGAGGGCAAAAUCUUGGAGACGAGACCCUGAGGAGUCACCCAUUAUUAUUUUUUUUUUUUUGACAGCUGGGUUGAAGGAAUGGGUCGCUGUGCUUGGGGAUGGAGAGAGGCAGCCGACUGAGGAGGUUGUCUUGCAGCAGGAGGACACUUCGCGGCCUUUUCGUCCUCCCCCUCCUCCCCCUGGCUGAGAAGUUGCUUCGCCUCCAUGGUCCUCUCGAGCUCCAACGAAAGGCUGGACGAUUGAUGCCAACGGUCCAGGCGAGACGCUCCAUGGCUUUCCGAGAUUAGGUUAUCCCUUCCUUCCUUCCUUCCUUCCUUCCUUCCUUCCUUCCUUCCUUCCUUCCUUCCUUCCUUCCUUCCUUCCUUCCUUCCUUCCUUCCUUCCUUCCUUCCUUCCCCCAACCCUGUCUCCCCUAUAUUCCACUACCCCUAUUCCCUAAUCCAUCCUUCCUUCCUUCCUUCCUUCCUUCCUUCCUUCCUUCCUUCCUUCCUUCCUUCCUUCCUUCCUUCCUUCCUCCCUCUCCCUCUCAGGAACUUUGUGUAGGUUCCUUGGUUCCUUCCACUUGGAUGGCAUGGAAGUAGGUAGCAGCUGGGCUAGUCUGUGUGACACCAUGCUUUAAAGGAAAAGAACCGGCUUGAAAGGGGGGUGGGUGGGGAAGAGACCACCACCACCACAACUAUCAACCUCCCCGGUCAUUCCAAGCCACAAACAACAUCUGGAAGAAGAAACGGGAUACAAUUGCAGAUGAGGGAACGAUGGGUUUCCAUGUAAUUAAGCAUCUGAGAGGCAUGAGUGCAGUGCUUGUUCUCCUUCCUACUGUGCUGUUUGUGACGUUGAGUGGGGCUCAGCGAGCUUGCCCCAAGAACUGCAGAUGUGAUGGCAAAAUUGUGUACUGUGAAUCCCAUGCAUUCAGAGACAUUCCUCAUAACAUUUCUGGAGGAUCUCAAGGCUUAUCGUUACGGUACAACAGCAUCCAGAAGCUCAAGCCAAAUCAGUUUGCAGGCCUACACCAACUCAUAUGGCUUUACCUUGAUCAUAACUACAUCGCUUCAGUGGAUGAGGAUGCCUUCCAAGGCAUCCGAAGGCUGAAGGAAUUAAUUCUAAGCUCCAAUAAAAUUACGCACCUUCACAAUAAAACAUUUCACCCAGUCCCCAACCUACGCAAUCUAGACCUGUCUUACAACAAGCUACAGGCGCUUCAGUCAGAGCAGUUUAAAGGUCUUCGCAAGCUCCUGAUCUUGCACUUACGAUCCAACUCAUUGAAAACGGUUCCUAUUCGGGUUUUCCAAGAUUGUCGCAACCUUGAUUUUCUGGAUUUAGGCUACAAUCGUCUGCGGAGUUUAUCUCGCAAUGCCUUUGCUGGCCUUUUGAAGCUCACAGAGCUCCACUUGGAACACAACCAAUUUUCUAAGAUCAACUUCGCUCACUUUCCUCGUCUCUUUAAUCUCCGCUCCAUUUACUUGCAGUGGAAUAGGAUCCGAUCCUUAAGCCAAGGGUUGACCUGGACUUGGAGUUCUUUGCACAAUUUGGAUUUAUCGGGAAAUGACAUUGCAGGGAUUGAACCUGGGACAUUUCAGUGCCUGCCAAACUUGCAGAAACUCAACUUGGAUUCCAACAAACUUACUAACAUCUCUCAGGAGACUGUCAAUGCCUGGAUUUCUUUGAUAUCUAUUACACUUUCUGGAAAUAUGUGGGAAUGUACCCGGAGCAUUUGCCCUCUGUUUAACUGGCUUCAAAACUUCAAGGGAAACAAAGAAAGUACCAUGAUUUGUGCAGGCCCUAAGCAUAUUCAGGGUGAAAAGGUGAGCGAUGCGGUAGAAACCUACAACAUUUGUGUAGAAAUCCCAGUGGUGGUCACUGAAAAACCUUACCAGGUCCCUAAAACCCAGCAGAGACCCAUCUUUAUUCCAAAACCCACCAUUCCCAAAGUGGAAGACUAUGAACCAAUAUCUUUUACACCAAGCCCUUCUCCAGAUUUCCCAACAUCUGGACAAGAACCAGAAUAUGAGCAUGUUUCCUUUCACAAAAUAAUUGCUGGAAGCGUUGCCCUAUUUCUUUCAGUGGCUAUGAUUUUGUUGGUCAUUUAUAUUUCGUGGAAACGCUACCCAGCCAGCAUGAAACAGCUCCAACAACACUCCCUCAUGAAAAGGCGUAGGAAAAAAGCCCGAGAAUCUGAAAGACAAAUGAACUCCCCUUUACAGGAGUAUUAUGUGGACUACAAGCCAACAAACUCUGAGACCAUGGAUGUAUCGGUUAAUGGAUCUGGACCCUGCACGUAUACCAUUUCUGGCUCCAGGGAAUGUGAGGUCCCUCAUCAUAUGAAGACUUUGCCCUAUUACGGCUAUGACCAACCAGUGAUCGGAUACUGCCAGGCUCAUAAGCCUCUCCAUGUAAAUAAGGGAUAUGAUACUAUCUCCCGAGACCAGGCUGAAACCACCAACUUGGAGCUGAGUCGAGAUCACAGCUUCAUUGCUACCAUUGCCCGCUCUGCUGCACCAGCUAUUUACAUUGAGAGAAUACCAAACUGAUGGAUCACCUUCUGAAUGAAAAUGAAGAAGAAUGUGUGGGAAGGUUCUUAUUUUCCCCUCUGCAGGGAAAAACGGCCCUUCGAUUCAAGAGUUGAAAGGCGCAAGAAGACAUUUUGAACCGUUCCAGUGGAAAAAAUGUUCUCAACCCAAAACCACAGAAAGAGAACAAAAUGGCAGAUGUCUCACAGAACAUUGUGAAAAUUCAAUCUGGUGACCUAGCCGUACAGAUUGGUGAAUUCCAAAAUGUCCUUUGGUUUUAAACUGUUGAACAAACUUCUCGGUGUAAAUAAACAAACAAAAAGAUUGUUGAGUUCUUAUAUGAAAAAAAAAAGAAGUUAGAUUUCACUCUAGCAAGAUAAAGGGAUGGAUUAAAAGUUGUGUUUGUAUAUUUGAUUUUUCUACAUUGCACGGUUCUGAUGGAAAAGAACCACAGAUGCCACUUUGGGGUGCAGGGGGAGUUGGGAGGGAGGGUCUGCCAAAUACAGAAUGAAGUAUUAUUUCUUUAUAAUUGUUUAUUAGUCUUAGAGGUUUCCUUUAACAUUUCCCCUCUUUUCAAAUUGGAACAUACCAAAUCAAUUUUUUCUCACUUCUUUAUUUCCUAAGAAUGCAAGAUCUGUCUUAUAAAUUCCAAUUCCAAAUAUGGUGUCAAAGGCAUUUAUCGAACCAAACGGACACUGACAAUUCUGUAAAAGAACCAAGAUGCAUAACUGACAAAACUUGGGGUGCAUGUACAUUUAAAACACAUGCUGUACAUUUUCGAUGAGGGGGGUGACUUUUCCUUGAUUUUUUUUUUCUUAUCUUCAUUGUGAUUCAUUGUUGACACUUCUGUUAUGUUUGGGGCUCUUUAAAAAAAGGGGGGGUGAUUAAUGAUGCAAUAUGAGCUCACACUUGAAUAUGGAACUUCUCAAUGUAAGGGAAAGGGUGGACUUUGGUUAUAGAGAUAUGCAUUACAUACCCUACCUGUUGAAAAUUAUUAAGAUGGGCUGACAAAAAGGAUGCUUUGGUGAAAUUUGAAGGAAGAUGUGAUUUAAAAGGGAAAAGUAAAGAAAUCAUGGAAGGAUGUGUAACAUUGUUUGAUUUAUUUUUAAUUAAUUAUUCUGAUCAGUUAGCUUUUGUGUAGUUUUUAUCAAUAAAAGAACAAAAAUGAUGGGGGAAAAUAAACAUAUUAUUUUGUGGUUGAGAUGCCACACCUAAACUAA
This is a messenger RNA of Pantherophis guttatus, 3909 nucleotides long. It is a transcript of the gene LRRTM4, whose product is annotated as leucine rich repeat transmembrane neuronal 4. The record is from RefSeq and is a predicted model, not a curated record. Lineage: Eukaryota; Metazoa; Chordata; Lepidosauria; Squamata; Colubridae. Gene Ontology annotation, molecular function: protein binding.